This is a messenger RNA of Oldenlandia corymbosa var. corymbosa, 678 nucleotides long. Lineage: Eukaryota; Viridiplantae; Streptophyta; Magnoliopsida; Gentianales; Rubiaceae. The record is from the annotation of a GenBank genome assembly.
AUGGCAACUUGGUCUACUGAAAGCGCCACCAAAGCUUUCCUCCAAACACUCAAAAUGGGGAAGAGGGGAAAAGAGCCAAGUAGUGCUGAAUUCAUUGCAGCACUAGCAGCAGGCAACAAUGCACAACUCAUGGUGGUUGUCUGCGCCGACACUGUCGGAUUAUCCACUGUCAUAGCUUUAGGUGCUGCGGCAAAAGAGACUGGUGGCCAUGCAGUGUGCAUUCUGCCGGGGACGAAGGAGCUGAAUGCUUCCCGGAACAUUUUGGGAAGUACUGUUUACGAGGAAUUCGUGGAGUUCGUUGUGGGAGAUGCUCAGUCUUUGUUGAUGGAAGAGUACUUCCAAGAUGCAGAUUUCGUGCUUGUUGAUUGCAGAAUGCGUGAUCUUAAAUAUGUUAUGGAAGCCGGGCAAAGGUGCUUGAGUGGUUGCAAGAGAAAUGCAUGUCUUGUUGCCUACAAUGCCCUUCACUGUGUCAAUAAUGUUCCACAGGUAAAUAAUAGUUUUAAAGUUCAUUUUCUACCAAUUGGGGAGGGUUUGUUGAUGGUGAGUAGAGUUUCAUCAUCAACAAAUUCAUCGUUUUCAAAGGGAAGUAAGAAUCACGGGGCUCAAAAAAAGAGCCGUUGGGUUGUGAAAGUUGAUCAGUUCACAGGUGAGGAACAUGUUUACAGAAUCACUGUAUGA